Messenger RNA from Podospora bellae-mahoneyi, 507 nucleotides. RefSeq lists its product as uncharacterized. The transcript has a single exon. Lineage: Eukaryota; Fungi; Ascomycota; Sordariomycetes; Sordariales; Podosporaceae. The record is from RefSeq and is a predicted model, not a curated record. Gene Ontology annotation, cellular component: eisosome; plasma membrane. Bases 1 to 507 code for a protein of 168 amino acids. Gene Ontology annotation, biological process: eisosome assembly; protein localization to plasma membrane.
AUGGAAAAAACACCGCUCUACUUCCGCUCAGCGCAGCUCCUCUUCAUUCUCAUCACCACGGCCCUGAUAGGCAAUGUGAUCGCUACCAACGUCUCGGCCGCUUCGUCGGCCACAGCAGCCAUCAACUUCACCAUGUUCGUCCUUGUAAUCACCUGGCUAGCCGCCCUUUACGGUCUCAUUUCCACCGUCGUUGAGCGUCUCUCCUACCCGGUCGGCCUUCUCGCCCUCGACGCCGCCGCUACGCUCUUCACCUUUAUCGCCGCCAUCGUGCUGGCUGCCAAGUUGACAGUUGUUAACUGCGCCGACCCAGGCGAUAAGGCGGCCGAUUGGAUUGCCUACGGCAGCGCCGACAAUACCAAGCGGUGCAGACAGAUCCAGGCGUCGACCGUGUUUAUGUGGUUCUUGUUUCCGCUGUUCACGGCCGUUCUGGUGCUGAGCCUCAUGGGAUUUCGCAGGGGGGGUGGUAGCGUGAGGACUGGUCCGACUAUGAGCCAGAUUGGCGUAUAA